This is a messenger RNA of Numida meleagris (helmeted guineafowl), 868 nucleotides long. It is a transcript of the gene PPCS, whose product is annotated as phosphopantothenoylcysteine synthetase. Lineage: Eukaryota; Metazoa; Chordata; Aves; Galliformes; Numididae. Gene Ontology annotation, molecular function: phosphopantothenate--cysteine ligase activity. Gene Ontology annotation, cellular component: cytoplasm; nucleus. Gene Ontology annotation, biological process: coenzyme A biosynthetic process. Bases 143 to 559 code for a protein of 138 amino acids. The transcript has 3 exons. The record is from RefSeq and is a predicted model, not a curated record.
AGGCGGCGAGCGGGCGGCGCGUGGCGCUGGUGACGUCGGGCGGCACACAGGUGCCGCUGGAGGCGCGGGCCGUGCGCUUCCUGGAGAACUUCAGCAGCGGGCGGCGCGGCGCCGUGUCGGCCGAGCGCUUGGCUCCAGUGUCAUGUUUUACCUGGCAGCUGCCGUGUCUGAUUUCUACAUCCCUGCCUCAGAGAUGCCCGAGCACAAGAUCCAGUCCUCAGAGGGGGCCCUGCAGAUCACGAUGAAGAUGGUGCCAAAAAUGCUGUCUCCUCUUGUCAAAGAAUGGGCUCCGGAGGCUUUUGUUAUUUCCUUUAAAUUGGAGACGGAUCCCUUGAUCCUGAUCGAUAAGUCACGUCAGGCUCUGGAGAAAUAUCGUCACCAGGUGGUGGUAGCAAAUAUCCUGGAGUCACGGAGAACCUCUGUUAUUAUUGUAACCAAAGACUCACAGACUCCAUUAUCUCUUUCUGAGGAGGAAAUAGCUCAAGGCGUGGAAAUAGAAGAUAAAAUAGUGAGCUAUCUUCAGGGCCAACAUACCUUAUUUAUUGAGAAGAAAAUCUGAUGAGCAGCUCUGGAUGAAGCAAAUUGUACUAGAGAGAAUGGAGUUGGAGCAAUUCUCCGUCCCAGGUGAAUAGAAUAAUAAUCAGUGCAACCCUAUGGAGAACGCUGCCGUCCAAAACUCUGCACUUUUCUACCGCUUGGUAAUAGUUACUAUAGCUUGCUUUAAAAAAAAACAGUAAAGUGCACUGAAAUGAAAGCAUUCCAAAGGAUGGUAUUUGUUCUAGUCUGUAAAGAAGGAAAGGUUAUAUUGUGUUUCUUGUCCCAUGCUCUGGGAGAGGGAGAAAUGGUGCAUAUAAAAUGUUUUCCUGAA